Acanthosepion pharaonis is the source of this 903-nucleotide messenger RNA. The record is from the annotation of a GenBank genome assembly. NCBI's taxonomy places the organism in Eukaryota, Metazoa, Mollusca, Cephalopoda, Sepiida, Sepiidae.
AUGUCAGCUGGCAUUUACUGGAGUAAUAUCAGCAAAACUGAACAAGUCAAACGAAGACUGUUGACAGUAAGACUAUUUCAUCGGAGGAGUGGACGCCAUUUGCGAAUCGUCAAAGGCAUCGGUUUCGGCCGUUUGCUACGUUUCACUCUAGUCUUUCCUAACCUCUACAUUGUCUUUUCUCUUCUAUUUCUUCUCCCACUUUCUUUCUUUUCCACAACCGUGUCUUUUCUGUCUUUUCUUCUUUCUUUCUUCUUCCCAACCUUUUCUUUUCUAUUUCUUCCCUACCUUUUCCUCUUCCCUUCCAUUUCUCCUUUAUUUCCUCUUCUCUACCUUUUCCUUUCUCUUCCAUUUCUUUCCUCUACAUUUUCUUUCAUCUUCUCUACCUUUUCCUUUCUCUUUCAUUUCUUUCCUCUACAUUUUCUUUCCUCUUCUCUUGCCUUUUCCUUUCUCUUCCAUUUCUUUCCUCUUCUCUACCUUUUCCUUUCUCUUCCAUUUCUUUUCCUUUCCUCUUCUCUACCUUUUCCUUUCUCUUCCAUUUCUUUCCUCUUCUCUACCAUUUCUUUUCCUUUUCUCUACCUUUUCCUCUUCUCUUCCAUUUCUUUUCUCCUUCAUUUCCUUUCUCCUUUAUUUCCUCUUCUCUACCUUUUCCUUUCUAUUUCUUCCCUCCUUUCUUUCCUUUGCCUUUUCUUUACCCUUCUAUUUUUUCUUCUUUUUAUUCCCUCCUCUCUUAUCUAUCCUCCUCUUUUUCUUUCUUUUUUUUUUAACCUCUCGAUUUUUGUCCCACUUCGUCCCAUUCUCCCUUGGUUUCUUUCUUGCCUUUGUCUUUAUGUAAUUUUCUUCAUUUCAUUUAGACACUUCUCCUCAUACCCCACCCACUCUAUCCUACGUCUUCGAUUUCUGUAA